Molecule: messenger RNA, 1158 nt
Organism: Euleptes europaea (tarantolino)
Lineage: Eukaryota; Metazoa; Chordata; Lepidosauria; Squamata; Sphaerodactylidae
Product: olfactory receptor 10Q1-like
Exons: 4
Coding region: 1-1158 (385 amino acids)
Biological process (GO): G protein-coupled receptor signaling pathway
Cellular component (GO): membrane
Molecular function (GO): olfactory receptor activity; G protein-coupled receptor activity
Source: RefSeq, a predicted model, not a curated record
AUGGCAGUAUCUGAACCCAUGUGGACGGAAGCCAGCUGUGUGGCUCACUGCCACUUGGAAGGAGGCCCUACCCAUUUGCCCCCGAGCUGGGGCCAAAAUCCCAGCCAGAAGACAUCAGAAGCAGAAGAGGUGGCUACACUAUUUGAUGAGUGUGAAAAAAUCCCCAAAAGGUACACAGUGAUUUACCGAAACAUGGCAGAUGAGAUGCUUCUGGCACACAUAAACCAGACCAAUCAAUCCAUUGCCUCUGAAUUCAUUUUUCGGGCAUUCUCUACCAUUCCUGAGAUACAACAUCUUCUCUUCACAUUCUUCCUUCUGCUGUAUAUCUCAAUUAUCUUUGGUAAUGUGUCCAUUAUUUGGGUAGUCUGCACUGACCAGUCCCUCCACACCCCCAUGUAUUUCUUCUUGGGCAACCUGUCUUUUCUAGAGAUCUGUUACACCACUGUGGUAGUGCCCCAAAUGCUGGCCAGUAUUUUAGAUGUACACACAACAAUCCCUUUUGCAAACUGUGGCAUCCAGAUGUUCUUGUUUGUAGCACUAGGCAGUACUGACUGUUUCUUGUUGGCUGUUAUGGCGUAUGACCGUUAUGUGGCUAUCUGUCAUCCACUUCGUUAUACUCUGAUCAUGACCUGGCAGGCGUGUGCAUGGCUAGUUUUUGGUUCUGUGGUGCUUGCCCUUGCACUGUCCCUGGAACUGACUGUGUUGAUCUUCACCUUGCCAUUUUGUGGUCACCAGCCUCAAAUCAACCACUUCCUGUGCGAUGUACCUCCUGUGUUAAGGCUGGCAUGUGCUGACACCCAUCUCCACCAGACUGUGCUAUUUAGUGUUGGAGUAAUAGUUCUGACUAUCCCCUUCCUUCUGAUAUGCAUAUCCUACGUCUAUAUUGUGGCUGCCAUCCUGCAGAUACGUUCUACGUCUGGUCGGCAUCAGGCCUUCUCCACCUGUUCCUCCCACUUGACAGUGGUUAUCCUGCAGUAUGGCUGCUGCAGUCUUGUUUAUUUGCGUCCCAGGUCAAGUUCUUCAGAGGAUGACGACCGAAAACUUGCUCUUAUAUACACUUUUGUUACUCCGCUGCUAAACCCCCUCAUCUACAGCCUAAGGAACAAGGAUGUCAAACAGGCUUUGAAGAAGGUUAUGAGUAAGACUGCUGAAUCUUAG